Puntigrus tetrazona (Sumatra barb) is the source of this 2644-nucleotide messenger RNA. RefSeq lists its product as uncharacterized. Gene Ontology annotation, molecular function: protein binding. Gene Ontology annotation, biological process: positive regulation of inflammatory response. The transcript is spliced from 9 exons. NCBI's taxonomy places the organism in Eukaryota, Metazoa, Chordata, Actinopteri, Cypriniformes, Cyprinidae. The record is from RefSeq and is a predicted model, not a curated record. Bases 142 to 1344 code for a protein of 400 amino acids. Gene Ontology annotation, cellular component: cytoplasm.
GAGCGCCGACGCGUUCCCAAACAAACAGUUAACGACAAGCAAAUACGAUUAAGUUUAUUUAAUGCGCUAGAAAAACUCUAACCUCAACACAUCAACGGUUACUAAUUAAUUAAUUGAUUUCGAAAAGCGUUUAGCAUCGUCAUGCGGAAGGCGCAGUCUGCAGUGAAGAGCGCCGCCGACGAUAAAGCGGCGCAGCUCCGCGCGCUCUGGAAGAGGUACGAGCAUCACUGCACGCAGACUAACAGCUGUCCCAGCGCGGGCCUCAGACACGACAUCCUUCAACAAAUCGACAGACAGGAGCCUCUCAAAAAGAUAAUGCUGUCGUUUCCAGAUUGCGGGCCUUCAGACACCGUUCAGCCCAGCCUUCGGCCUCUGUUAAUGGCUCUACGGGACGAGCGUUACACACACGCACAAGAAUUCCACAUCUGGAGUCUGUCUCUCAAGCAAAAAGAUAUAGUCGAGCUGUGUCGUCUUUUGGAAAAGAGGGGGAGGACAGUUUAUCCCUUCAAAUCACUGGAGCUACUUGAUUGCAAACUAACUGAAGGGUCUCUGGAGCGACUGGCCAAGGCCGCAGUCAUCAGCUACCUCACCACCCUCUGCCUGGACUACACAUGCGUGGGCCCGGAAGGAUUGAAAGGUUUGCUGAGUGGAGGUUUGGGGGCCAGUGGAAUAUCUUCCCUGAGUUUGUGUUAUUGUAGUUUGGGUUCAUGGAGCGGAGCUCUGCUAGCUUCACUCCUCACCAACAGUUCCGUGAGGGAGCUCUACAUUAAUGGCAACGAGCUGCAGUGUGGAGGUGCCACUGAGCUCCUGAAACCUGUGGCUGAAAACAGCCAAAAAGUGGCAGAGAUCCAAAACAGGACCACAUCCAUCACAGAUGAAACAGAGUUGAUCUCCCAGAGGAGCAAUACCGCAUCUUCCAGACAAAAGAAAGCAAAGAGCAAAGGGAAGAAGACAAAGAAAAAACAAGAAAAAACCAAGAGUGGCCAUGGUGCCGCAGGAGGCCCGUGGCUGGAGAAGCUGCACAUGUGUGAUAAUUCCAUUGGUGGCUCUGGAAAGGAGGGGCUAAAUCAUCUAAAUCAAUUCCUGGAGAUCCUUUGCUUUAUAGUUAAGUUCUCUAGUUGCCUGACUGAACUGGAUCUGGGUGAGAAUCACAUUGGAGAAGAUGGUGGAAGAAGGCUUUUAGAGGCCUUGAGAGAGAGAAAAGAAGCUAAACUAUCUCCAAUAAAAAUCCAGGUUUCAACACGCAUGUCCACAGAAACAUUCAGUGCCAUUUUGAAAAGCGCAAAGGAACUUAAAUCUGGGAAAAAGAGAAGAAAGCCUAAGGUGCAAUAUAAGAUUAUGUGACGCUACGACGCACUUAUAAAUGUGGCAUCUGUAAACAGAUUAUGCUUUUCUCAGAACUGGCUUCUCUUUUUGUGAGUCAUUUAUGCAAAAUGUUUCUAGUUACGAGGCUUCAAAUCAUUUUGGGGACAAUGUAAUGUCUUAAAAUUUCAAGAAAAUGUAAUUGAAUUCAUGGAAAUACGAAUUUCUGUCUGCCAUAACGCUCAUAACUCUCUUUAUUUUAUAAUUCCUAAAGGGAAAAAAGAAGUAGUCCGUCUGGAGGAUAUUGAAGGAUAUUGCUGACUGACACAAGAAUGUUUUUCCAGACUAUUUUGCCAUGUUUUCAAUUUGUCGCCACGGUUUUUUUUUAGAAAUCGUCUUCUUUUUAUGUGGUCUGAAUUGGGGUUUGACAACAGCCGUGCACCAAAUGUGACUCCCAGAUUAUGAUCCACUUCUUCGCCAGGGGUGCGCUAACAGGGGUUCGGGGAACAGAUCUGAUUUUACGUCGCCCCAUUGGGAGCUUGAGAUAGCACGAGGAUGUUUGUUCUUAAAGGAAUAGUUCACCCCAAAAUGAAUAUAAUUCUCGAGCAGUUCCAAACCUGUAUACUAGGAAAAAACACUAUGGAAGUCAAUGGUGAAACAGUAUCUUCCUUUGGGUUCAGAAGAACAAAGAAAUUCAUACAGGUUUGGAAAUUACUGGAGGGUGAGUAUUUUUGGGAGGACUGUUCCUUUAAGUGCUUAUUUCUUGUCCCUUCUAGUGCAUACUUUCUAACAGAAUGCUAUAGCAGUCUAAAACAUAAAAUGUUUAUAUUUCGCAGUAAUGUGAACGACCGAGCAUUUAUUAGUGUAUUAUUUUUGUUAUAGAAAGAGCAGAGUAGAUAUGUUUUCUGGUAAAUUUGGUUUUGUCUCCACCCUGUGGCCACGAAUGAUAUUGAACCGUUACAAUCUACAGCCUGUUUCUGUCUCUGUGGUACAUCACAAAAUAUUGUGCAUAUAAACAUGAAAUAUGACUGCGAGUGUCUGUAUCACAUUAUAAGGAACGCCUGAUUGCAUGCCUUCAAAUGUUGCAAAAUAAUGGUGACAAAUGAUGUACCAUAACAAACUAAGCGAAUCAAUAGCAAACCUGAUUUAAUUAACUUGACAGACAGAUUUUUGCAUAUGCUUGGAGUACAAAAACAAGUUAUUUAGUAUUAAUAAACUUUUUUAUUGAUUGCUUUACUCGCUGAAAUGCAAAUCUUUGUAAAUCAAAUCGUUUUAUUCUUCCUGGUUUAACCGUAGUGAAGUUUUGGUUAUAUUUUAAUGCUUAAAUCUUACAAUAAACUGU